Molecule: messenger RNA, 11340 nt
Organism: Rhopilema esculentum
Lineage: Eukaryota; Metazoa; Cnidaria; Scyphozoa; Rhizostomeae; Rhizostomatidae
Product: epithelial discoidin domain-containing receptor 1
Biological process (GO): cell surface receptor protein tyrosine kinase signaling pathway; positive regulation of kinase activity; multicellular organism development
Cellular component (GO): plasma membrane; signaling receptor complex
Molecular function (GO): ATP binding; transmembrane receptor protein tyrosine kinase activity
Source: RefSeq, a predicted model, not a curated record
CCCCAGAAAUCUUUGUUAGUUUGCGACACAGAACUUCGCCAUCCUACAUUGGAGACAAGUCGUUUUUGGCUUUGUAGGCUUUUGUCUAAACGAAACGGGUCUGCUAAGAAUCAGCUGUCGUCUUUACAGGCAGUAAAUUACUAUCAGAUUCGUUCAUGGUAUCCACCUUCCAUACUCACUUUUAAUUGUGUCUUCGCGUAAACGAAUUGUGUCUGCUUCAGUCAAACGAGUAUGAAACUAACUUGUUUUUGGCAUCGAGACCUUUUGCUGUAAGCUGGCUUUCAUUGAAUUGGAUUACAAAGAGAAACCCUUGUAAAAUCACUGAAUGUGCAAGUGACGUCAACAUAAAACAUUAAAUGACCUGCUUUGCCUUCACCGCCUCAGAGUUCGAGCCGUCAAAUGACCAAAGGCUAAACGAAAAUUUGUAUCCAGGUGCCGCUUCAAAUUGCUGGAAAGGCACAAUAAGCUUUUAGAUUGGUCCCUUCUUUGACCAAUCAGCGGCCAUUAACACCUUAAACAAGCGUUUUGCUUACGCUGCAUGCCCAACGUUCCCAUUCAGAGUUUUGCCUUAACUCAUAUAAACAUUUUGACAGAGAGCUGUAACUAUAAAUCUCAAAUAUAUGUUUUCAAAUUUUCUACCUUUUUAAAAAAAAAUUUUUUCAAUAAACUCUACAAAAGCAGAAUUAAAAAAUAUUCUGCAUUUAAAAUAUGCGAUAAUUCAUUUUAGCGUUAAGAACUAUUAAUAUGAAUCGAAAUUUUGAUGUGACAUGUAAGUAUUUCACUUGCUUUCAUACUGGAGUUAUUUUUAGAAAUGGUUUAUAGGUUUUGGUAUCGCUUGGAUCUCUCUAAAGAAUAAUUUCCAUAGGUCUGGUAUUAUGAACCUAUACUUUUAGCUCCUUUAGAGGCAUGAGAAAAUUAACGGAGCCAAAAAAGAACCAAUGAGAAUAGUUUCUGGAAUAGAGUGCAUAGUAGUUACUGGCUUUGCUAUGAUUGCGAAGCGCUUUAGAUUCUUACAAAUGGCUUGAGUUACAUCCUGCACAACUCUAAAACGGAACUGAUCAACCAAAGGUAUUGUCUUACAUUCGACUACCAUUUGACAAUUUGCACAUUAUCAAUGCCAGCUGCUUCUUUAGAGAUCAUAGUGCUUCAUAUUUUUUCUGAUUUGGAAUGAAGCUGGUUACAGAGCUAAAAAAACUGUCCCUUGACUUUCUUAAACUGUCUUCAAAGUCCUUAUCACCCGUCAGGCUUCUCUUUACGUUCCACCAUCAACUUUUUCAUUCCCCUUCUUGGUUUCACUCAACUUUGCUCUGUUCUUUUAUUUGCCUUUUUCUCAGACUUCUUGAAGAUAAUGGCUUGGAAAAAAGCAAAAAUUUUACAACAUACUGACUUAAAGCUUUUCAGUCUGAUACCACUCUGAGUAUAAAACGUCCGGAUGCGGUUCCGAAAGACGUCGAGUAUAAAACGUCAAGAUGGGAAAUAGAUCUGCUCGAACUAGGCCAAUCAGAAAAGCGCAAGCACAAGACCGGUAUAGUUUUCCAGUCAGUAACUAUACAGUGCUUAUAGGAAUACUACAGCUAUGUUCGAAAAGUAUUGCACCAUCCGCCACAAAAUGGCAACACUGCCGCUAAAUUUUUCUAGUUAACCGAAUUUCAAAUAGCUAUAGCAAGUUAAAUAAAUGUUUUGAGAUUAUUGUUUAGGUUGAAAAUGAUGGAAAAUGCAUCAAGGAAUAGUAAUGAAAAUGAAAAACAAGAAGAUACGCCUUGUAUUUUCUUACUUUCAUAUUCUCAAAACAUGCCGACCGCUGCGAAGACACGAAAAGCGAGCUAUGAUGAUAGGAAUACCUGUGAAAUAAUUGCAAUAAAAAAUGUUUUCCAAGCACCAACUUGUAAGAUUUCGGUAAGACGUACUCAAAGAUACUCACUUUCUACUUGGGUGCCCAAAACUGUGAAUUUCCUUGACUGAUAUUAAAGAAUUUUUUUAAAGUCUUGUUCGCACGUUUUUUGUUCUGCAACAGGCCUAAUUUCGAAGACCAUUUCGUAGCAUCUUACAAAAGAAUUCAAUUAAUAAAACAUGCUACUAGUCUUUAGUUUUAUGUUUUCAAGUCCAUCGCGAUAUUGUUUAGGGAAAACAUAAUGCUGUGAAUUGCUCAAAACAAUAAUUUAUCUCCUCGUUGAAAAAAAUACCAAAAUAUCUACGACAAGCAGUCACAAAUAGGGACAUGCAACUGCCUCAAUGGCAUCGAAAGAGUCCUCGCUAAAAACCGGCCAUAAAAGUGCCAUUUUCUUUACAAUUCAAGGCCAUUAAAAUCAGCAUGAAAAUAGGUAAAAUUGAAAGAGCCAUGCCAUUUCUGAGCAGGACCACCAGAAAUCUGCUUGCCAAUGCCAUAGUGAUACCACAUUUUGAUUACUGUUGUGAAGCAUGGUCGUCAGCUAGCAACACUAGUUUAAAGAGACUUGGACGUCUCUAUAACGAGGCAACUAAACUCGCAUCUAAUGAAGACAGAAUAUCAAUACAAGACCGCCUUUAUAAGAACGUAGCAAUAUUAACUUUUAAAUGUUUGAAUGAUUUAACACUUAUGUAUCUCCAAGAAAAAUUCAAAUUAACAUCAUCUGUGCAUCAGAAAAACACAAGAUCGUGUAGAUACGACAAAAUAUAUGUUGAACGUAUAAAAAACCGAUGGUUCUUUUCAAUAUUCAAAGCAAGAGCUACUCAGAUAUGGAACAAAGUACCCGUUGAAAUAACACCUCUGUGUAGCAUUUUACAAUUUAAGUCACAUUUAAAGAACUGAUUUGGACAGAUAUAUUAAGGAUUUUAAUGCUUUGAUGUACUUUUUUCCUUUUAGCUUUUGAUUUUAAUUUUUACGUUACUUUGACAGUGGGCCCUGUUGUAAAGAAUUUUUCUUUUUGUAGAUAAAUUAUUAUAGGCUACCCACUUUAAAUAUAUCAUGUUAUUAUUAUUAUUAUUAUUAUUAUUGGUAAUUAUCAUUUGUGAUCACACUGGAGUCCAAGAGAAAAAACGAACUUCUUCUGUCUACACAAUAGCGGCAUUUUUGUUUGUAUGUAGAUUGAUUCCAAAACUGCUAGAUGAAAAGACGAUAACCUGUAGCUUGAAAUCAGGUUCAAAAGAUUGCUGCAUGUUUGUGAACUCGAUUGUUAUGGUGAAAAGAUACUAAAUUUCAUCGACAUCUAUCUUGUUUUCGUCCAAAAGAGCAUUCCAAACAUGACGUUUAGUCGUCCAUGCAUGCUGCAAGGUCCCCUAUCGUUGGGAAGUAUGCAGUUUGCUUGGUGUUCUUCUAUAAAAGAAAUUAAAGAUAAAUUCAAAUUUCAAAAGAAGUCAAAUGUGUCGAAACGAAAUACUUUUAGAACUUUUGAAUUUGCAAAAAUGAAAAACAUCUGAAAAGCAAAAUAAAUACUGUAAAAGUGGCAAAUUAGCUGAAUCAGUCACAAAUUGGCCAAAAAUGGCAAAUAUAUUUACAGUCUCGUCCACCAUACCAUACAAAAUUUACUUUAAAUUGUGGACCAAAAACGUGAAAGAACACCUUAAAGUACCUUUGAAAUCAGCUGAAUGUGUUGAAAAUGUGUCUGAUAUAUCCCGGCAUUAGUAUAGGCUCUCCCAACACAGAUUCCAAGCCAAAAUAACAGUAGCCCUUUAGCAAAUUUCAAUUAUUUCAUUGGCCAUAAAACACCCAUUAACACAUUGAGCCGAUUAUGCGCUUUUAUAUCUAUUUAAUGUUGUUUCUCCCAGAUCAUGUUAAAGAUUGUUUGAUUUUCUUCAGGUUCAAAAUUGGAAUUUUUUAAGAACAUCACACUUUGGUACUCUUUUCAGUUCUUUCAUAUGCCACAUACCAACUAAUUUUCAUAUUAAAAAAGAUAUCCUAAGGUCGGAUAGCCUACUCGGGCGAGAUCCAGCCAAUAAAGUGAUUUGUAUGUGAAACUCCGGCUGUGUUUGUAUGACGAGUGGACUUGCCCACCAAAGCGCCACCCUACUGUCGAGCCGCUGGGAUCCAACUCAGGUUGGACAGAAAUUUCUCACACAAACCCGAUUCAUUGUGUCAUCAGGCCUGUACAUAUUGUAUUAUAUUUGUAUCUACCUAGCAUCCGAAGAUAGUUUUUAGGACACUGGGAAGCUUAUGCUUAUCAAGCAGUGUCCUGGUCCUUCCUCUCGAUGUGGUCACUCCUCGUGAUUCCUAUGCCUGGAAUUACAGAGAGCUGGCAACUAUUCUCACUCAGGAUGAAAAAGUUUGGUCAUGUAAGGGACUCUAACCACGGACCUUGGGUCUGUAGUCAGCGCCUCUAACAACUGAACCAUCCUCGGCCUGUAGCUUAAUGUGGGGAUGAGAAUAUAAACACUGUGCUUGCGCAAGCUAGUAAGUCAAGACCUUCCUGUGUUUGGAUUUGAGGCUAGCUCAUUCAAGUAGGACGAAAUCCGAAAUCUGACCAUAUGAGCGAUUAUGCUUCUUAUGAGCAAUGUCUUUAAUUAUCCAGCUGAAGCAGAACAGGAUUGGGAUACCUCACAUCAUAUGAACAUUUUCUUAGAAGUUUUUUGGUGCUUUGGGCUAUUGAUCUAAAGUCAUAAAUUCUGUAGAGAGAUUUUAUGUGACGUCUUCAUUUGAAAACAGAGGUUUGUGCAAAAACUUUUCCGUCCUGCUGAAGACUUGCAUAUCCCGUACUCGGAAAUGUUUAUUUUCCAUAAAGCAACUGAUGCCGGUCGUUAUCCGACGUUUAUACUCUGAAAAGUGUCAGGCGCAAAGUACUUCAGUAUGUUAAGUUGCCCCUAUUUCGUGCCAUCGUAAAACAUUUUCUUUUAGUGCAUACUGUGCUUCAUAUUGCAAUGUUGCCCAAGGUUCUUAUCGAAAUAUAAGAAGGAACCAGAUAUUCCUUCUAAAAAGGAAACAGGAAAAUUUUUUUUAUCGUGCAAAGGAAUAUUUCAACGUUCAAUAUAAUUUCUAUAGUUCUUUCUUUUUUUAGUUACCCUUUAGAUUUUCGGCAUCAUAUUAAAUACAUCAUAUUAAACGGCGUCAUAUUCAACGAUGCCCUGUAUGGCAUUAAACCUCUUCUACCAUUGCCGAGAAUCUUAAUAUUCGGAACUUUACGCAGCCCUUGAUGCCCGACGAGACUUAAGAGCUUAUACAUAGUCUGCACAUUUUGAAACAUAAUCUCUCUUUUAUCUGAAAUGAAGGCGCCUUGAGUAAAUGAAUGGUUUAAUUGAUCAUUAUCAAGCACCUGUUUGUGUAAUUGAGCUUUUGGAUUAUUGAGCAAAAGGAAUCAGCCUUAUGACGCCACCAAGCUAUAUCUUAUUCAUGGAAUACACCAGCUGGGGGUAACCGUUUAAACUUCUGAAUACUAAUAUGUUUUGUCCACAAUACGGUUUAUAACUUUGGCACAAGUGUUCAGGCCGCUAAACUUCCACCCCAGUUAAAGUUAUAGUUGAUACUCUACAGAAUAGAGAUUGAGGCUGAAUUAAGUAUUCAGCACCGUAUUGACAUUAAUUUCUAUUUGUCUUGCACUAAUGACAAAAUGUGACGUCAUGUAAAUAAUUUUGCUUAUUUUUUGGCUUUUGACUUUAUUACCUGAAAAAGCACCAUGAAUAACCUCUGAACAUAAUACCUCUAAAAGUGCAAAAUCAGUUGAGCGUGCAAAAAGUGGGUUAAAUAUGACCAUUUAAAGAUUUCACGUCUGAUAACAGAUUGAAUGUCCUAAAACAGAUUUUCAUGACGUCAUCACUUAAGAACUCUACGUAGCAAAGCCAGGUGCUAUUUUUAUAAUGCAGAUGGUGCUAGCUGUUGAUAAAUCAGUCGAUGCUUCUUACAAAUAGGCGGAUGACCCUUUCCAAGAUUUAGCAGCGUUGAUUACCUGAAAAUGUAACUUAAGCCUGAAGUCCCAACUUUUGCUGUUCUUGGGAAGGAGAGUAAGUGAGGGUUUUAGUGUUGGAGGGGGGUGGGGGUGAUAUUCUAUUAUACUCAUGAUGGAGAUUCCCCGGGUGGUACUCUACUUUAUCCAUGGUGUAGCAUAGCGGACAAAUCUUGAUUGGUUGUUGGCGAGGUCCCCUUCUUGGGAAUCCUCCAGGCAAUACACCAAUCACGUUGCGAGAAUCAACCUCAGAAGGCCAAAUUUUAGCAUUUUAACAACUCCUCGUUUUAAAAACCCGGAAAUGCAAAAUGUAAAAUGCAAAAUGAAACAAACUUAGAGACUGUUAGGUCGAAAUACGAAGACAUUCUCCUUCAAUUUAUCGAGGCCUAUCUAGAAAUAGCAACAGAGAACUUUCCAAAUACCCAGGAUAAAAAAAAUAACAAAAGAAAAGGUGAAAAAAAUUAAACCAUGAUGAAGACAGGGUUCAGAAAGGCUUUCGACUGUGGAAGAAAGAGCGGGGGUGGGAGAGUAAUUUCUUUGUUGUAUGAUGAGUGCUGCGUACAAUUGAAAUGGCCUCCACUGACCCCAGCAACAGUCUCGUUUUACUGCCGUGCCUUUGCGGAUCCGUAUCUUCCUGUUUACACGGCGCCGAUGAAGGUACGGAUCCAAAUGGAUUCGCUUUCGAAUCGUAUCCAAAAAGGUACGGAUCUCUCCCAGAAAAGAUACGGAUCCUACCGUGCCCGUGUAAACGCAAGGCCUAUCGUAGCUAGUUUGGGCACGGAUCUAUGCGGAUCCGUUCCCGUGUAAACGGGGCCUAAUGCGACUCAAAUUAAAACGGAAUAAAACCGUAAUGUCGUUACUUAUUUGUAGUCAGACAUUCCCUAAUCACUAGGUAUUUUCAUUGAAACGUUUUUGUUUAACAAUUUUUAAACAUUUUAUUUUGCAAAAUUUUUUAGCAAGCACAUAAUCAUUGCGCCGUAAUCAUCUACAUAAAAGCUUUCGAAUUGCAAUUUUUCAGUUCCAAGUGUUUCUUUUGCUUCAUUGUUGUGGUCUCGUUGAUUGCAUUAAGCUAUCUCUUUUGAGGGGAUCCAAAUUGAGGAUUCUGCUGUAAAAGAUUCCAUUCAAGCCUUUGUUGAAAAGCUUGAUUUUUUACAAAUCAAGAUGAGGACGUGACAUUGAAGUACUUGAGUUGAGACCACUUAUGUAUGCUGAGCCAACACUUUCCAAGUUGAAAGUUCGUAAAAAAUUGUCUGCAAAGAUACAAAUGACCUUGUAUCUGGGUUUUGGGAGAAAACGUCGGAACCUUUGGAGAAAGAGAUUUAAUCGGAACAUUAGGCGGUAAAGCUGAUCAUAAACCAAUUGGAGGAAGGUGACACCAGAUUUUGACAUCGCCUUACUUCAUCCGAGAAAAACAAAAUUCCCUUUUAGUUUCCAACUUGCAAUGAAAUGUGCAAUCUGACUUUUAAACCGUAAGAGCUUAUUAGCAAGUCUUUAACUUUAUGCUUAAAAUAGUUGACACUGGAGCAAAUAUUCUUAGCAACUGCUCCCUUGGGUCAGCCGUCGGGAGAAAGUACCAAAUUGUACCAAAUUCCUAAGUUCUUUUGCCUCUAAAAGAUUCGGUUGAUAUCUGUUAGCUAUUCAUUCAUUUGUUCCUUGUGUGAGGAUGCGAUUUAUGAGGGACUGGAACGAGCGAGAGAAGAAGAGAGGGUUAAUUCGGAGAUAUAGGUUGGAUAGGUAGCAGGAGACGUUGUUAGUUAAGUAAUGGAAUAUCGAAGAAGAAAAGAAACUGAACAAUCAUUGUCUGAGAAACUAAAUAUGGCGUUGGCUAUUACUUUUGUGACGUCAUUGGUUUUAUUAACUGCAGACUCUGGAUCAGCCGUCCUGUUCAAUUCUUGCUUACGAAAGCUCGGAGUUUCAAACAGCAGCAUUGUUAGAGAUAGUCAAAUAACAGCUUCGUCAUAUUUAUACGGCGAACGAAAGGCAAUAUAUCACUUUAAACCCUAUUUUGCAAGAUUGCACACGCAUGGUGGCGGAGGAGCAUGGUGCUCUAGCAAUACAAAUGUAGGCCAAUAUAUUCAAGUAGAUUUCCUUCGCAACCUCAGAAUAAACUAUUUACAAACCCAAGGUCGAUAUAGGGGAGCUGAAUUUGUUGAGAAGUACAGGUUGCAAUAUCAGAGGAGUACUGAUGCUCAAUGGAGAUCCAUCACAGACAAUUCUGGCCGAGAGAAGAUAUUCCAUGGAAACAACGACACGGACACAGUGGCUGGAAACCGGCUUCCCCACACUAUCAUUGCAAGAAGGGUCCGACUUUUCCCAACGGGCGAUUAUUUCAGCAUCCAUUGUUUAAGAAUGGAGAUGUAUGGAUGCAGUUACGAUAACGCAUACUUGGUUUCAUACAGUGCUCCCGUCGGUAUAAAAAUCGGAAAAUUUGAUUUUACUGAUAGAAGCUACGACGGUAACUAUGUCAACAAGUCAAAGAUGCUGCAAGACGGGCUAGGUGAUCUAGUCGAUGAAUAUUAUGGAAGCAAUGACUUACAAACUGGUUGGGUUGGCUAUAACCUGUCGACAGUGGUCCUAACUUUCAAGUUUAGCAAGUUUCAGAGCUUCAGCAGUUUCAUCCUUGAGACAAGAACGUUGGCGAGAACAGACGUUCUACUUAAAAGCGUCGAGAUUAUGGCAAGCAUAGAUGGUAGAAAGUACUUUUCUGUCAAGAAGGUAUCUGAAGUCAUGAAGCAGAAAUCAGGGAACAAGCUAACUGUAAACAUUAAUGUUUACAGUGCGAAGUUCAUACGCUGCAAACUGGUUAGAAAAAUUCCGAAGGAUAUCAUACUUAUCAGUGAAGUUUCCUUUUUAAAAGGUCCUCCAAGGAAGCCUACAACAACUCAAAAACCAACAACAUCUUCAGCAAAAACAGAGCCUAAAUCAACUAGGAUUACAAGAAAGCAAUCCACAUACCCGAGGGUUCUCUCCAGUAAAUAUACAAAAGAGGUUAAGAUUUUCUCACAUCAGGGAACAGAAAAUAGGAGCCUUGCGACAAUAUUUUCGUCUGAAGAUGCCAAGGCAGCACAACCACGUGGUGGAUCAAAGCGAACGAAGUCCUUUUACAUUAUUCUUGGCAUCGGCACAUCAGUUGCUGCAAUUUUUACGCUGAUGAUUAUUAUGUUGAUCUGCUUUUUAAGAAGAGAAAAAUCGGAUGGAAAAGUCGCUAAAAAAUUUAAUCACGGCAAGCGGGGAUCCGACGCAACAAAAGUGAGUGAGCCUUUGCUGAAAAACACAGAAUUUCAGGGAACUUGCGGAACUUCCAAAUACAUAGGCCCUGAGAUUGUUGUUGUCAGCGGAUUUCCGUCAGAGAGAGAAAUUUCACGAGCUGCUGUCGAAUUCGAGAACAAAAUAGGAGGUGGAAAGUUUGGAGAGGUUUUCAUUGGACAAGUUAUCUGCCCAAGAGAUGACAGCUUAAGUGCCUCUGUCCACAAUUUGGUCGGACAGAAGGUUUUCAUCGAAAUGUUGCGCAAGGGAGCAUCGGUCGAAAUAUCGACACAGCUGCUAGAUGAAAUACGCGCCUUGUCCUGUUUACGGCACCCAAACAUUUGCCGUCUAAUCGCUGUUUGCACGAAAAGUGAGCCGAAGUUCCUUCUGAGUGAAUGUCUCGAAGGAAUGCGCCUCGACUCCUACCUUGCCAGCCUAAACCAGACAACAAACACUCGAAAAGGCGAAAUAUUGGCGGAUAUCGUUGUUAAAGUUGCGAGCGCUUUGAAGUAUUUGGCGUCGAUGAAGUACGUCCACCGCGAUAUUUCGUCCAGAAAUGUGCUGUUUGGUGUGGGAAACAUCGUGAAACUAACAAACACAGCUGCAGCUUGCCCUGGCUACUACGAUUGUUACUGUUAUUUGAAAGAGAAAGGCGGACUUCACCCCAUUCGAUGGAUGGCACCAGAAACCCUAGAUGAUUCUUGCUGCUCAGUCCAAAGUGAUGUUUGGUCGUUUGGAGUGUUGCUUUGGGAGAUUUACACAUUUGCAAAGGUUAUUCCCUUUGAAAGGCUUGGCAAUAUACAAGUUUUAGAUCGCCUCAAGGCUCUGUUCAAAGAGGGAAGCGGUAAUGUAGAAUACUUGCCACUCAAGUUCCUAAACUGCCCAACACUGAUUAUUCAAGUUAUGCUUCGUAGUUGGUACGUUUCGCCUGGCCAGCGAAUCACAGCCGACGAAAUUUACGAGUUGCUUACUAGAUAGAGUUGAGAACUCUUUCCUGAUUUCCUGAGAAUAGAAUCAAGAUAUUUCAACACAAACUGAUACUUUCGAAUUACUUUGAGGGCUGGCAAGAACUUUGACAACUUUUUCAUAGCUUGUCGAUUGAUUUUUGAGCCUUUUCAGUUUAGAGUUGUACUAUAGUGUUGAAAUCUAUUGCCAACGUAUUGCUGGUCCGUAAAUUGCUCCGGAGGUAAGGAGAAUCGUUGCCGUUAACGUUCGGUAUCAUUUCAUUUUCAUUAUCAAACAGCCUGUUAUUUCAAACCGCUUAUUGAGGUGCUACCAAUCAGGCUGAAGCCGGUCUGGUGAACCAUGCCGAUUUUUGAUGCCUUGUUUUCGUUUUUCGUUGGGUUUUAGUGUAUUUCAAACAACCCUUGUAGCGUUCUCUGACGGAUGGAUCCCAAAGGGAAUUUUGAGUCUCCUCGCUAUGGUUAGGUUUACCAGAGAAACGUCUGCGGAUAGUUUAUGGGUUGGACAGGAAAUUAUGUACAAAAUCUUUUUUCAAUGAUGCAACAGAGCACAAGACAAAUAUCUGCAAAAAAGGAUUACGACUUUGCUUCAUUUCAAGGUUGUCAAUCUAAAAUGCAGACGUUAACCUAUGACGUUGGUGUAGUAGGGGCUUGUAUCCCAUAUAGCAUCAUAGUGGCUUGAUAGCAAGUUUAAUGGCAAUAAUGCAUUUGGAGUAAAGGUUUAAGCGUACUGGACAUUAUGAUAAUUACUACAAAAACGAUAUUCCUUACUCAUUUUGACAACAGAGUGAGGUCCCUUGUAUCGGAGGUUGGGUUGAGCAGGCAACAGGAGAAAAGCACGGGGAGAGAGAAAUAUGAAUGAUAAAUACAGAGGGUGGUUUGGGGGGGAGAAAUAUGAAUGCUAAAUACAAGAUUACUAGAGAGUACAGCUUAAUAUUGAUGCCAGGGCACAGGGAAAUAGCAUGUUUUGAAUAGAUUACUUGUACAUUCCCUGUUUUACUUUAGUAGAUAUCUUAGCUUUAGGGCUUUUAUACUUCACGCCUUUCUCCUCAACAGAAUUCCACUACUGAUCAAAACUUUUUGUAUUUUCGCCUUUUUGAGUGAUGAAACAAUUUGAAAAUUCAAAUGGAUGAUAAGACCUCUCUUAAAAACUUAAUGGUUGGCGAAUUCGUCUUCCAAAAGCUAAAUUUUAUUAUGCUGUUUUGCAGACGCAUAAUUCGUUGGUUCUUGACAGCAUCCUUUAAAUACAUUGGUACAGUUUUUAUGAAAUUCAGGACCUUGUU